Molecule: messenger RNA, 375 nt
Organism: Emiliania huxleyi CCMP1516
Lineage: Eukaryota; Haptophyta; Isochrysidales; Noelaerhabdaceae
Exons: 2
Coding region: 1-375 (124 amino acids)
Biological process (GO): ribosomal large subunit biogenesis
Cellular component (GO): nucleolus
Molecular function (GO): GTPase activity; RNA binding; GTP binding
Source: RefSeq, a predicted model, not a curated record
AUGGACACGCCCGGCGUGCUGCACCGGCCGGAGGACGAGCGAAACGCGAUGGAGGGGCUCACACUCGCGGCGGUGCAGCUCCUCCCGUCGGCCGUCUUUGUCAUGGACCUGUCCGGCACCUGCGGCGAGCAGUCGGCGCCGAGGCUGCAGCUCAUGGUGCGGGAGCAGAUCCGCGCCGCCUUCCCGCGCCGGCCAUGGCUGGACGUGCGCUCCAAGGCGGACCUCCCGCUCGCCGAGGGCCUGGCCGCCGAGGACGUGCCGCCCGGGACGCUCGACGUCUCCGUGCACGAGGGACGCAACGUCGCCGAGCUCGCUGCACACAUGGCGCAGAUGGUGAGCCGCGUCCCGGGACGGAAGCCAGGGCCGCCGUCAUGA